AUGCAGGAGAAGAGCUUUUCAAGCAUUGAAAUCUUCAAGAUAUGCAUUCAUUUUGUCACCUUAGUCAUAGGUAUCAUUGGAAAUGGACUCGUCAUCUUUGUGACCGGCUACAAAAUGAAGACGACAGUCAACUCCAUUUGGUUUCUCAACUUGGCGAUUGCAGACUUCGUUUUGCUUUCAUUCAUGAUUUUGGAAAUUGUUGUUACCUUUGACAAGAGUAUACUUAACAUCAACCAAUUUAUUCUGGCAUGUUUGACUUUUGAUAUUUCUCUAAAUAUGCAUGCAAGUGUUUUCUUUCUGACAGUUAUCAGUGUGGAUCGAUGUCUGUGCACAUGGUUUGUUGUUUGGGUUCAGAACAAACGAACUUUAGUCAAAGCCAGAAUCAUCAGUGUAUUUGUGUGGAUUUUAGCCAUCUGCUGCAGCAUCCCUGUUGGCAUUGCUCGUUAUGUACUUAACAAUGAAAAUUACAUCAAUGUCUAUAUGCCCCAGUUCACAUACAGGUUUAUUGUUGGAUUUCUAAUUCCCUUUAUAAUCAUUGCAUCUUCAUACAUAGCAAUUGGUGUGCGGGUAAAACGUCUCAAAACAGGAAAUAACUUCCGGCCUUUUUGGGUCAUCAUAUCUGUGAUUCUGGCUUUCUUCAUAUGCUGGUUUCCUUUCCAUGUUCAACGACUGUGUAACAUACAUGCAGUGAAGUAUAACUGGAGUGACAGUGCUAGAAAGAAAUGUACUCCAUUUGCUUUUAUAGCCUGUCUGGCUUAUCUAAACAGUUGUCUGAACCCCAUUCUCUAUGUGUUUAUGUGUGAUGAGUAUAAGAAGAAACUUAAAAAGUCUCUCUUGCUGGUUUUUGAGGGGGCUUUUACUGAAGAGCAUCUGGAAAUGAUAAAACAAUCUAAGAGAACCCACUCGUCCCGUCGUCAAUUAUUGCUCUGGUAG
Messenger RNA from Paramisgurnus dabryanus, 933 nucleotides. RefSeq names its product C3a anaphylatoxin chemotactic receptor-like. NCBI's taxonomy places the organism in Eukaryota, Metazoa, Chordata, Actinopteri, Cypriniformes, Cobitidae. Gene Ontology annotation, biological process: complement receptor mediated signaling pathway; positive regulation of cytosolic calcium ion concentration; inflammatory response. Gene Ontology annotation, cellular component: plasma membrane. The record is from RefSeq and is a predicted model, not a curated record. Gene Ontology annotation, molecular function: complement receptor activity; G protein-coupled receptor activity.